Molecule: messenger RNA, 1429 nt
Organism: Thamnophis elegans (Western terrestrial garter snake)
Lineage: Eukaryota; Metazoa; Chordata; Lepidosauria; Squamata; Natricidae
Gene: REM1
Product: RRAD and GEM like GTPase 1
Exons: 5
Coding region: 324-1226 (300 amino acids)
Biological process (GO): negative regulation of high voltage-gated calcium channel activity
Cellular component (GO): plasma membrane
Molecular function (GO): GTPase activity; GTP binding; calcium channel regulator activity
Source: RefSeq, a predicted model, not a curated record
AGAUCCCCGCCUGCCCUGCCCCGCUGCGCCAUGAAACCGGACGGGCUACACGGCGCUCAAAGUUGGAGGGACGGUCGGAAGACCCCCGGGAGCGACCCGUCGAGCUGGGUUGGAGCACCCACAGCCUCUGGUGGCAAGCAGUUCCACGGGUGAAUUGUCCUCACUGCUAGGAAAUUCCUCCUGAAUCCCAGGCUGCUCCUCUCCCGGAUGAGUUUUCCACCCGUCGUUUCCCGUCCUGAAUUCAGGGCCUUCGCAGGAGAGGUGGACCCCCUCUGUGGCCGGAGCAGCCGAGCUAACCGUGGGCCGGUCCUCCCGGGCAGAAGAUGACGCUGAACUUACAGCGGGGGAGCCCCGGAGGUCCCUGCCAGCGGCGGGCCAGCACCCCCCUCCCGACGUCCCACCGAGAGAAGCUGAACCCCAGGAGCAGACAGGCUGAGCUCCGCCACCCCCAGUUGGGGCACUCCUUAUCCUGCCAACCCCGAGCCCGCCAGCCGGAGCCCUGCAAGAGCUGGCGGUGCGAAUCCUCCAGCUCGGAGGAAUCCUGUGGCUCCCUCUACCGCGUGGUGCUGCUCGGCGACCCCGGGGUGGGCAAGAGCAGCCUGGUGAGCCUUUUCGCCGGGGUUCAAGAAAGGGACUCCCUGGAGCAGCAGAGAGAUGACACCUUUGAGCGCACCCUGUCCGUGGACGGGGAGGAGACCACGCUGGUGGUGAUUGACACUUGGGAAGCUGAAAAGAGGCUGUCGGAAGAAGACAACGGGCUGCACAACCACUGCAUGCAGGUGGGCGACGCCUAUGUGAUUGUCUACUCCAUCACCGACAGGGGCAGCUUCGAGAGCGCUUCGGAGCUGCGCAUCCAACUUCGGAGGACGCGCCAGGCGGAGGACCUGCCCAUCAUCCUGGUGGGGAACAAGACCGACCUGGUGCGCUCGCGAGAGAUCUCGGUGGAAGAAGGCCGGGCCUGCGCCGUGGUUUUCGACUGUAAGUUCAUCGAGACGUCCGCUGCCCUCCAGCACAACGUGACCGAGCUUUUCGAAGGGGUCGUGCGGCAGAUCCGGCUGCGCCAAGACAGCAAGGAGGCCAACGAACGGCGCAUGUCGCUCUACAGACGCAAGGAGAGCCUGUCCAAGAAAGUCCGGCGUUUCCUGGACCGGCUGGUGGCACGCAACAACCAGAAAGUGGCUCUGAAAGUCCGCUCCAAGUCAUGCCACGACCUUUCGGUGCUGUGAGAGACAAUUGGGGCGUUCCUCGUUUGCUCGUCCCUCUUUCCUACCCAGUUGUCUGGCCUUGGACUUCCUUUUGGCACCCAGCAUGGCUUUGCAAAUGCCCGUAACUGUGAGAGGGGAAUCCUAGUGGGCAACCGUUUAAAUAGGAGCCAGCUGUGGGCAGCAGCUGCCAAAAAAGCCAACACAGUUCUAGGCUGCAUCAACAG